Orycteropus afer afer is the source of this 2083-nucleotide messenger RNA. It is a transcript of the gene SHFL, whose product is annotated as shiftless antiviral inhibitor of ribosomal frameshifting. Gene Ontology annotation, molecular function: sequence-specific mRNA binding; ribosome binding. Gene Ontology annotation, biological process: innate immune response; viral translational frameshifting. NCBI's taxonomy places the organism in Eukaryota, Metazoa, Chordata, Mammalia, Tubulidentata, Orycteropodidae. The record is from RefSeq and is a predicted model, not a curated record.
AGAGGCCGCGCCGCCUCCCCCACCCGAGGUCUGCGCGCUCCGCCGCAGGGCGCGGACCCUGGGCGCCCGCCUGGGUUUGGGGCGCAGGAGCGGGGGCUGAGCCAAGGCGGAGCCAAGGCGCCCCGCCCCCCCCGAAACGAAAGCGAAACAGGGGGCCAGGAAGGAAGGAAGGGCGGGUUCGAGGCGCCGCCCCCUGCCCUGCGCGGCCGCUGGACCGACGGGCGCGCCCAGGUAGGGGGGCGGCCGGGUGCGCGGUGCGGACCCUCGCGGCGACUUGCGAAGCCGCCUCCACCAUGUCUCAGGAAGGUGUGGAGCUGGAGAAGAGCGUCCGGCGCCUUCGGGAGAAGUUUCAUGGGAAGGUGUCCACCCGGAAGGCAGGGGCUUUGAUGAGGAAGUUUGGCAGCGACCACACUGGAGUGGGGCGCUCCAUCGUGUACGAGGUAAAGCAGAAAGAUGGACAGGAACUGAGUAAUGACCUGCCUGCCCAGGAUCCACCGGAGGACAUGAAGCAGGACCGGGACAUCCAGGCGGUGGCGACCUCCCUCCUGCCACUGACAAAAGCCAACCUGCGCAUGUUCCAACGCGCCCAGGAUGACCUGAUCCCUGCCGUGGACCGGCAGUUUGCCUGCCCCUCCUGUGACCAUGUUUGGUGGCGCUGUGUGCCCCAGCGGAAGGAGGUAUCCCGAUGCCGGAAAUGCCGGAAGCGCUACGAGCCGGUGCCGGGUGACAAGAUGUGGGGUCUGGCUGAGUUCCACUGCCCGAAGUGUCGGCACAACUUCCGGGGCUGGGCACAGAUGGGGUCCCCGUCCCCCUGCUACGGGUGCGGCUUCCCCGUGUAUCCGACACGGAUCCUCCCCCCGCGCUGGGACCGGGACACAGAGCGCCGCAGCACCCACACCCAUUCCUGCUCAGCUGCCGACUGCUACAACCGGCGAGAGCCUCACGUGCCUGGGACAUCCUGUGCACACCCCAAGAGCCGGAGGCAGAACCACCUGCCCAAAGUCCUCCACCCCAGCAGCCUCCACAUCAGCAGUGGCUCCACUGUGGCCACCUGUCUGAGCCAGGGGGGCCUCCUGGAAGACCUGGACAACCUCAUCCUGGAGGACCUGAAGGAGGAGGAGGAGGAGGAGGAGGAGGAGGAGGAAGAGGGCGGGCACGGGGCGUGACCCCUGCCAGGAGCAGAUGCAAACCAGACACGGUCUGUGGAUACUUUGUGUUCUUAUAAAAUAUGCGCUCAAACCAAGAUAUAAAUGCCCUUGGGGAGCUGUCUGGGUCUGAGGUAUUGGCAGGGGGAUGCUUGGGUCCCGUCUGCAGGGCCCUAGGGAGCAGAUCCAUAUGGGAGGGUUUUAGGGACAUUGCCAGCAGUCAGCCACAAAGAAGGUGUGGCCAGCACAACUUGGGCUCCUACUGACAAACACCCUGGGGGACAGACAGACAGAUGGUCACAGCCUCAGGGGCCGGAUCAGCAUGGCAGCCUUCUUGAGAGAGUACGCCCCACCACGGAACUCGGCCCAGUAGACGCCAUCCUGGUAGCGGCUGCGGUAGUGGCCACCACGGUGCCACACACCAUUGAGGUUGGAGUGGGCACAGGCGUGGUACCACCAGCCUCCCCGCUGGUACAGGGCACAGUUACCUGAAGGGCAAAGAGUCCAUGUCCUCUCACCAGAAUAAAAGCCUCUGCCAACAGCUCACUAGUGCAAGCUUUUGCCAGGCAUCCCCUGACCCUCCCCUCUCUUAACUGAAUGAAAGCCCUGAUCCUCUCCUCACCAGAACAGGAGCCCGGGCCCCCUACUUUCUUCAGAGUAAUAGCUUUCAUUCUGUUAUCUUACCAAAAUACAAGUCCUGCCUUUUCCAGCCUUUCUGUAAGCUAGAGGCUCUACCUCUCAUUUUAUCAGGGAAAAUAAAUCUCUACUUCCUUUCUAGAAAGAGUCCUAGCUCUCACCCCUGCCCUUUACCAGAAAGAAGUCCUGACUUUUUACUUCCGUAUCAGAGAAGGAAUCUGGGCUUCCCAACCCCUCACCAGAAUAAAAGUCCCAUCCCUGUUCUCUUUGCCAGAAUAGAAGCUUGCUUGCCCUGACCCUUA